GCGAUCGCGGGGCGGCGGCGGCGGCGGGGCCGGGCCGGGCCCGGCGAGGCCGCGGGGCCAUGACCGAGUACAAGCUGGUGGUGGUGGGCGCGGGCGGCGUGGGCAAGAGCGCGCUGACCAUCCAGCUCAUCCAGAACCACUUCGUGGACGAGUACGACCCCACCAUCGAGGACUCGUACCGCAAGCAGGUGGUGAUCGAUGGGGAGACGUGCCUGCUGGACAUCCUGGACACGGCGGGGCAGGAGGAGUACAGCGCCAUGAGGGACCAGUACAUGAGGACAGGAGAGGGCUUCCUCUGCGUCUUCGCCAUCAACAACAGCAAAUCCUUCGCUGACAUCAACCUCUACAGAGAACAGAUCAAGAGAGUGAAGGACUCAGAUGAUGUGCCCAUGGUGCUGGUGGGGAACAAGUGUGAUCUGCCCACAAGAACAGUGGACACAAAGCAGGCCCAAGAAUUGGCAAAAAGCUACGGAAUCCCCUUCAUAGAGACCUCUGCAAAAACGAGACAGGGUGUGGAAGAUGCUUUUUACACGCUGGUGAGGGAGAUCCGGCAGUACCGGAUGAAGAAGCUGAACAGCAGCGAGGAUGGGAACCAGGGCUGCAUGGGACUGUCCUGCCUUGUCAUGUGAGAAGAUGCCAAGAAAACGUGGUUCAGGUGCAGCUGCUGGACGAGCCUCGAUCUGUGCUGCCUCUCCUGCUGCUCCCUGCAGUGUUUGGGUGCCACUGACAGACUCUGAGCACCAGAGUUAAUGAAUUAGCACAAGAUGAAGAGAAUUAAUUAGCUCCAUCUGAAGAGAACAUCCAUGGCAUCUACCUCCCUGCUCAGCUCACGGAGCAGCAGCACCUCGGGAUGUGCUGGGAUUCUUCUCUCACCGUCACCUGGCUUUGUUCCAGAAGGAAACCAGCCCCAGAAGUGAACUGUAGAGACUAAAUGCUGUGAAAAAGAUGACACUUUACCUCUAGAGUAAAAGCUAGAAGUGCUGUGUGUCCCCUGUCUGUUGGAAUCCAUGCAGUGCUGGUGUCACACGGGGUGGUGCCACCCUGUCCCCUCCCGGCUGGGUGUCUGCUCUCUGUGCACCUGUACAGCAAAACAAAUGCAACAUCUCCAGUGCCAGGAGUGCCGCCUGCCUGACCCUCCAGUGCUGUAAUAAAAAGGAAAACCUUUCCUAACUAAGUGCCUGUUUGCUAAGAAGAUUUGGAGUUGUCCCUUGGGUUGAGGAAAAACCCCCAAGGAGUGGAAUUUCUUGGGAGCUCAUUGUGUCAAGCAGGCAAGUGUGCUGUGGGUGAUCUGGGCCUGGCAGGAUCCCCCAGCAGGAAUUUGGAAGGUCCAGCAGGCACUUGAGAGACUUUUGGACAAGGGAGGGGACACACUGCAUCUGUGUUUUACUUUCUUUGUGGGUGGAACAGUUUAUAUUCUGUAUUGUUUUCCUGCAGCAUUCAGAUCUCUUCUAAGUUGGACCAAACCUGUCAGCUGUUCAUUUUUAACAUGAACUGCCAACGUUUCUGGGCAGCUUCUCACUAAUUAAUCUGGUAACUGGAGGUUGCUUUGGACAGCUGCUAUUCAGCUCUCUCUGUAACUUGCAAAUUGUUUUAUUCUGAAUUAUUUUCUUACCACAGACUGUAAAGAGUCUCUUCAAAAUGUC
This is a messenger RNA of Zonotrichia leucophrys gambelii, 1643 nucleotides long. RefSeq names its product NRAS proto-oncogene, GTPase (gene NRAS). Gene Ontology annotation, cellular component: plasma membrane. The transcript is spliced from 5 exons. Gene Ontology annotation, biological process: Ras protein signal transduction. Gene Ontology annotation, molecular function: GTP binding; GTPase activity; GDP binding. The coding region runs from base 60 to 629 and encodes 189 amino acids. NCBI's taxonomy places the organism in Eukaryota, Metazoa, Chordata, Aves, Passeriformes, Passerellidae. The record is from RefSeq and is a predicted model, not a curated record.